AUGUCAAAUCCUUUCCCCAAAACAGAGGACAAACUCAAGGGAGUUCAGAUCCUUGCUUCGAUUCCCGACAGAUCCAAACACAUUUUCAACCCUGAAGCCGUGGCUUUUGUAGCUACUCUUCAUCGUGCUUUUAAUGGUGAAAGAAAGAGAUUGUUAGCCAAUCGUAAGCAACAACAACAGUUGAGAGACCAGGGAGUGUUGCCAGACUUUCUUCCAGAAACCAAGCAUAUCAGAGAAGAUCCAACAUGGACUGGACCACCAUUGGCACCUGGAUUACGUGACAGAAGAGUGGAAAUUACCGGUCCUACUGAUAGGAAAAUGGUGAUCAAUGCUUUGAAUUCCGGCGUGGCCACUUACAUGGCUGAUUUCGAAGACUCGUUAACUCCAGCUUGGGACAAUUUGGUGGAUGGACAAACCAACUUGUAUGAUGCGGUCAGAAGAGACCUUAAAUUUGAGUCUGGAGGAAAGAAGUAUGAGUUGAAACUUGAGAACGGUAAACAUAUUCCCACGUUGAUUGUGAGACCUCGUGGCUGGCACCUUGAGGAAAAGCAUUUCUUGGUGGAUGGAGAACCUGUUAGUGGAGGUAUUUUUGACUUUGCCUUGUACUUUUUCAAUAGUGCUAAGGAAGCCAUUGCUCAAGGCUUUGGUCCAUACUUCUACUUGCCCAAGAUGGAGCACCAUUUGGAGGCCAAGUUGUGGAACGACAUCUUCAACUACUCGCAAGAUUACAUUGGUAUCAACCGUGGUACCAUCCGUGGUUCGGUUUUGAUUGAAACCUUACCCGCUGCGUUCCAAAUGGACGAAAUUAUUUAUCAAUUGAGACAACACAUUGGUGGGUUGAACUGUGGAAGAUGGGACUAUAUCUUUUCCUACAUCAAAUCGUUGAGAAACCACCCAGAAUUCAUUUUGCCAGACAGAUCGCAGGUGACGAUGUCGGCACCUUUCAUGUCGUCUUAUGUUAAGCUUUUGGUGAACACAUGUCACAAGAGACAAGUUCACGCUUUGGGAGGCAUGGCAGCUCAAAUUCCUAUUAAGAAUGACGAGCAAAGAAACAAGGCUGCUUUGGAAAAUGUUGCCAAGGACAAGUUGCGUGAGGUUAUGGCUGGAUGCGAUUCGUGUUGGGUUGCCCACCCAGCUUUAGUUCCUGUGGUUCUUAAGGUGUUCAACGAGCAUAUGAAGGGUCCUAACCAGAUCAAUGUGCCUCCAAGAACUCCAUACAAGCCAGUUACUGCCAGAGACUUGUUGAGUCCUUAUGUUCCUGGUGCCAAGAUCACCGAGCAAGGUAUCAGAGCCAACUGUAUCAUUGGAUUGUCUUACAUCGAGGCAUGGUUACGCAAUGUUGGUUGUGUUCCUAUCAACUAUUUGAUGGAGGAUGCUGCUACUGCUGAAGUGUCGAGAACGCAAAUCUGGCAAUGGGUUACUCAUGGUGCCAAGACGGACAAGGGUGAGCUUAUUACCAAGGAAUAUGUUGCCAAGUUGUUGCAAGAGGAGUACUCCAAGUUGGAGAAGGCUGCCCCAUCUGGUAACAAGUUUAAGAGAGCAUUGGAAUACUUUAAGCCCGAAGCAUCGGCAGAGAAGUAUUCUGAUUUCGUCACCACGUUGAUCUACGAUGAUGUCACCACCAUUGGUAGACCCACCUCUGCGGAGAAGUUGUAG
This is a messenger RNA of Meyerozyma guilliermondii ATCC 6260, 1656 nucleotides long. RefSeq names its product malate synthase (gene MLS1). The coding region runs from base 1 to 1656 and encodes 551 amino acids. Lineage: Eukaryota; Fungi; Ascomycota; Pichiomycetes; Serinales; Debaryomycetaceae. Gene Ontology annotation, biological process: glyoxylate cycle. Gene Ontology annotation, cellular component: peroxisomal matrix; cytoplasm. The transcript has a single exon. Gene Ontology annotation, molecular function: malate synthase activity. The record is from RefSeq and is a predicted model, not a curated record.